Anthonomus grandis grandis is the source of this 2161-nucleotide messenger RNA. RefSeq lists its product as uncharacterized. Bases 336 to 2066 code for a protein of 576 amino acids. The record is from RefSeq and is a predicted model, not a curated record. The transcript has 6 exons. Lineage: Eukaryota; Metazoa; Arthropoda; Insecta; Coleoptera; Curculionidae.
UAACUAGCUAUCAACAUUUGCAUUUAAUUAGUGUAAUAACAUUUUAUCCAGUGAAUUUUUCUUACUUAUCUUACGUCCAUUUUUAUUACAUUUUGAGUAUUCUAUCAUAAAUAUGUACUUUAAAUGUACCAUUUAAAAAUACCUUCUAAUUAAAUUCUUAUUAACUAUUAUCAGUAAAAUAACCAUUUUCAUUUCACAAAAAUAGUAGAUAGACGGCGAGACGAGAGCCUUUCAGAUAAGAUUCAUUGUCCUUUAAUAUUUUCUCAGUCUCGCGAUCAACAUUAACCCAUUUGUUUGAUUUUGUCUAAAAAAGUGACGAUAUUAAUGUGAUUAUUAUGACGGAUCGGGGUAGAUUUAUAUUCGAAGAAGUACCUCUACAGUCAUUCGCACCGUAUGAGCGCAAGCAAUCCAAAAGUCUUAAGGGACCCCUGAGGGUGUUGCGAUUAUGCUUGUUGGGCAUCGUCAUACCAACUUUAAUUUUGGGGGUCCCUUUAUAUUUUAGGUACAAUGUCUAUGGAGCUCAGUUGUAUCCUUUAGCUAUGUCCGAUAUGCGGAUGAUAGAUAAUAGAGUGUCUACUACAUGGUGUCAGAAACAACGGAUUAAAACAAAUACAACUUUCAAUGCAUUUUUACUCAAAGAGCCGCCAAAACUUUCUACCAACCUUCAUUCUCUUUCUAUGGUGCGUCAUCUCGUACUUGAAGAUGACAUUAAAGAAUACUGGGGCUUUUACCUCCUAAAGGGCUCUUCGGUCACCGUUAACACUUGUGUUAGAUGGCCUGGUGCAUCUCUGAUAGUAAUCCGUGGUCACCGGCAUUUACACGAAUGCGCCUACAUAGGGGACGAUUCAUCCGAAGAAUUGGAUGAGCUUAUGGAGGCUAUAAAAGAAGGAACUGUUGAUCCAGAUAUUCUAAAAAUUAAUCCGAAAUUUAAUUCUAAUGAAUCUAAAACAAAUGAUCCUGAACUGAUGAAACGUCAUAGGGCAGAUGUGGAGUUUCAUAGUCCAUUGCAUGAUAUAAAUAAGGAUAAUUAUACAUUAAGAAAUAGCAUAGAUACCUCGGAUCUUAACGAUCCAAAAAUUAUGAAAACUAUUCUGGAAGCCCUUCAAAAUAAGAAGAAGAAACACCCGCAUUUUAAAAGAAACUCUACUAUAGCCAAGAACGAAACUGACAAUUUUAAUAUUCACUCACCGGGUGGCGAUUUGACCUCACAAGAACUCGUUGAACAAAUGUACAGAAAAUUGCAGACACUCGGAGAUGAGGCGCCACGAUAUCUUGAAGAACUUAUCAGAAAAUUUGAAGUAGAUAAAUCAGAGGAGAAUGGAAAUUCUCCUAAGCAGAAGAGGCACGACCAUAUUCAUAUGGAGACUCAGGGAAGGCAAUACAAAAAACCUGUGAUUAAUUUCAAUAAUAAUAUCGACAGCAGACGAAGAAAGCGUGAUAUUCAGACUUUUGUGGAUUUAAAUAGAGACGAUAGUGAAAAUAAUAACGGACGUGAAGAGGGUUUUUCCCAAGUUCCGGAUGGGAUAGCAGACCAUAAAGGUAACGUAAGAGAGGCACAAAAUGACCACGACAUGAGUAACAGCGAGUUUUGGUCCUCAUUUUCCAGUUCGGAAGAGGCACUUCUGAACUGUGAAGGUCUUAUCUUGAAUUUGCCAUUAACUCCUCAUACAAAUUGCAAGAGAAAUCUGAGCGAACAGGAAGCGGAGGAGACUUAUUUGGCUAACUCGAUAACUUACAGAGUUCCAGUAAAUGGGUAUUAUUUCUUCGUAUUUAACAGUGAGAACGAGGUGCAAUCCAAUUACAUCCGGGUUCAAUUUCAUCUAAAUAAAGCCAUUUAUAACCUUUCUGACCCUGUCGCUGUCUGUGUAAAUAGUUCCGGUACUUGUGAAGUUGACUUGAACUUUUUUUCAUCUGAAAAGUUAGUUUUAGAGUUGCCAGUCAGAGGCAACGAUACCUUGUGGAACGAGGAAUUUAUUGUGGAAUCUGAAUGUGAACCGAGGACCGCUUUGUAUGCGGUCUGCGUGAUAUCUGUACCUGUUAUUAUUAUAUUAUUUGCUUUUUCCUAAAAAUAUAUUGUACAAGAGAUUUAUAAUUAGAAUAAUUAUAUAUAUAAAUUCUAUAUGUAUUGUUCCUUAAUAAAGUAUAGUCGUGGUUUUCUUAA